AUGAUUUUCGCUAAAACAUGGGCGUAUUCAGCUUCUGGCCUAGGAAAGGGCAUGCCAUUUUUUACUCCAGGGAGGCAUAAAACUCAAGCCUUGGAAGAAAAUUCCUGCAUGUUGGAUUUCCAGGGUGGCACUGCCCCUGACUCUUCCACCCUCUUCAAGAGUACCAUGAUGAAAAUUGUUGAAAUCACCAAGGUCCAAGUCCACUACGGCGUGUCAAUAGCCAAUCGGUGGUACGUCACUGGUACCUGA
Leptosia nina is the source of this 249-nucleotide messenger RNA. The record is from the annotation of a GenBank genome assembly. Lineage: Eukaryota; Metazoa; Arthropoda; Insecta; Lepidoptera; Pieridae.